Molecule: messenger RNA, 1638 nt
Organism: Adineta ricciae
Lineage: Eukaryota; Metazoa; Rotifera; Eurotatoria; Adinetida; Adinetidae
Source: the annotation of a GenBank genome assembly
AUGAAUUUAUCAAGAAACUUCGAAAGUGGUUCUCACAAUCAACAAAUGGAUGUUCAAAACAUCGUUAGUAGUAGUGGCGAUACGAAUAAUAACCUUUCUACGUCACACUCCAACGGUAAUUCGACAGCAUCAUCGUAUGAAGGCAAUUAUCAAGUGAACAUAUCUGCAACUGGUUUCGAACUUGAUACCAUCACAUCAUCUUACACAGGUCUUAUGCGAAUUUACCGUUUGUUAUAUAUUGCCGAUCAUUGUCCAGCAUUGCACAAUGAAGCACUUCUAGCAAGUUUGAAAUACAUUCAAGAAACUCAUUUUACAUCGAUCUAUAAACAAGUUUUGGAUGAAUUGAAAAAACAGAAUAUUCCACUGCCGAAUGAUCUCGAUCCGAACUGGUAUGAAAAAACUCAACGUGGUUAUACUCAAAAGUUAGAAAAACUCGAUACAGAUCUGAGAAAUUUUCGCACCAAUUCGAUCAAAGAUUCCAUACGUCGUGGCCACGACGAUCUCGGUGAUCAUUACUUAGAUGCCGGUGACUUUUUCAAUGCAAUUCGUUGUUACGUACGUUCAAGAGAUUAUUGUGUCACACCACGACAUAUGAUAACCAUGUGUAUGAACGUUAUCAAAGCAUCGUUUUACAUGCAAAACUGGUCAAAUGUUCUAUCGUAUGUAAGCAAAGCUGAACAAGCUAUUGAAAGUUUAGAAUCAACAGCGAAAUCGAGCACGACGACGACGACGACGACGACAACAACACCCAUACCAACAUCGUCUGUAGUCAAUCCAAUGGAGGUUUCAACGACAAAUGCAAUGAUUGCAUCAGAUGCGAUCUUAGCAUCUCGCUUGAAAGUCUAUGCGGGUAUAGCUGAAUUAGCAACGAAGAGAUACAAAUUAGCUGCACGACAUUUUCUCGGUGUUUCGUUUGAACAUUGUUCGAAUCAUUUCCAGGAUCUAAUCUCACCUCAAACUCUGAUUCAAUACGUCUGUCUGUGUAGUUUAGCAACAUUCGAACGAUCAGAAUUACACCGCUUAAUCAUCAUGUCGCCAAAUAUGAAACAAUAUCUGGAAUUGGAACCGUCUGUUCGAGAUAUUCUUUUGAAAUUCUAUGAAACGUCCUAUUCAACCUGUUUGGCAUUAAUGUCACAAAUCGAACCGAUUUUAGCACUGGAUCAAUACCUCGUACCACACUUGCGUACAUUGUACUAUGAAAUUCGUCAUCGGAUCAUCAUCACAUACUUUCUUCCUUACAAAAACGCGAGUAUGACUAUUAUGGCCACUCAAUUGAAUACAACCCUCGAUGAUCUCGAAGACGAACUCGUGAAUUUGAUACGUUUAGGAAAGAUCAAAGCACGAAUCGAUUCGAAGAACAAGAUUCUCUAUGUUGCUGAUACCGAUCAACGUUGGCAUGCGUAUCAACAUGCUGUCACAAUCACCAAACAAUCGGAAAAGAUCACCCGCUCAUUCUUACUUCGCUCAGCGAUCAUCAAAGCCAAUCUUUGUGUAAAGGAUGAUUCGAUAUCAUCAGCAACUCGUUCACCAAAUAAUAAUAAUAAUAUGAAUGUUCCUCGCCGGCAUUACGUUCCAACUGGUCAAGGAAAUAUGAUGAUGGAUGAAGGCGAAUUAUCAGAUGAUGCCGCAAUGAAUUAA